AGAAAUGUAGUUUAGUAGGAUUGUAGCGACGGUGUGUAGUUAAGUAGUAGUUUAAGCCAUUCACUCAUAGGUUUUACCACCGAAAUGGCGAAUAAAGAUGCAAUUUGCUUGGACAGUGAAACAAGCGUUGAUUACUAUGUAACAACUGUUAAUGAAAAUGAACCUAAGAAAUCAGAUUUAUCGGAGAGCAACAACAUUGCCGUUGAACCCCCGACCCCAACUUCACCAAAAAUUGUUGUUUCUGUUGACCGUGCAGGAUGCGUCAAAGUUCGAAAACGAAAGAAGUCAAAACGUCGUAAAAAGAAAUCAAAUUUAGCUUUGGACGAUCUUGCUCUCAAUCAUUCUGAAGAUGAAACCAGGGUGACAUCAUCUGCAUCUGACGCAAGCCAAAACAAAGUUCCUAAACGUUCAAUAUCUCUUAAUGAAAGAGAUCUUGUAAGGAACACUAAAGUGGUAUUUUCCAAAGAUGCUAUCCCAACAGAAACAAAGGUUUCUGUUCCUAAUGGAACCUCACUUCACCAAAAUCAGGAACAGGUCCCAGUAACAUCAGCUCCUGUAAGAAGGCGACCGAAGAAAAAAAGUUCGUUUCGAAACAACAGAAGAGGUUUUAUUGAGGGAAGUAUUAUGACUGGAUCAGAAAAUGCAAUGAGCAGUCAGGAAAACAAUAGACCGCACCAGGACUUUGAAAUGCUUGAUUCCAGCAAUGAUGUCACAAAACUUGAAUAUGAUGUCACAAAGGCGAUCAAGCAGAAAGAUGCGCUCGCAACUCUCACCCUUUUCAUGCAAGAUGUGGAGGAAGCAACCACUGUUGCUAAGCAACAACUUGAGGACAGAAGAAAAGAUCCCAUGCUACGUAGGUCGCGUUCUAUGACAGACAUCCUUGGCGAAAGCGACGUAUACGCUACUGACAGCUGUGACGGGUUACGUCUUAAAUCAGAACCUCCUUUUCCCCACAAGCCUCAAUAUUCACACCAGAAGCAAAUGAGUCUUGACCAGAAGAGCGUGGUUUCCGGAAGUGUCUUUACAUCUGAUCAUGAUGUGUCUGUGGAGGAUGGGAGAGAUCAUCCAGUCCUUACUCCUCAGUCUUCCUCCAGCGGAUCAAAAGAGAAGAGGUCAAGAUCCUUAUACGAUCUAGUAAUGGCUACAGACACAGACGUACUCACAGAAAUUUUGUACAAGAAAGUGUCCCACAAUAAGCAAGGGAAAAUACCGCUGUCACACAUGAACGCACGUCACGAUUCAGACUAUGGACUUGCUCAUUUAGAACAAAUGUGUAAAAUGAUUGAACAAAUUGGAGAUUUAAGAAAACAAAACACUGAACUUAAGAAAACAAUCACCAAUCUUGAACAACAAAUUGUGGAACUAAAAUCAUCGAAAGAUGAAACAACGUCAUAUGACCCAAGACUCAGUUUCCCACCUGUUAUGCACAAGCGUGGUGGUCGUGUGGAUAGAAUCAAAGAUGCUAUUUCAAGGUCACGUCGUUCUAGCAUGGAAAAAGGUCAGUUUGUGUUGGAGCAUGGCACCAUAAGUCAACCUAUGAUGAUAAACCAGUCUGCCGAGCGCAAUGAAAGUUCAUCAGGUGCAACGUUUGGUUCCUCUUUACCCUCAACAGGAUCCCCCCAGCCCCCCACUUCAAACCCCGUCAUAUUCAGCAACAUUAACUUAAAGAAACCAAGAAGGCGUCAAUACGCUCGUGAUGAUUUGGACCUCACUAAAAACCGGUGGAAAUUUUGGAAAGCCCCAGUUAGACAAGCUGAACCAUCCAACUCUAAGAAACAAGUUGUAACUUCUAUCAAAGCAGAGCAUAUGCAGGGUUCAGCAGUUCAUUUAAAAAGUGCAAGUGUCACUCUCGAUUCACUUUUGAAAAAUAUUGACAACGAUUUCAGUCAAAAGAUGAUUACGUGGCAAGCUGCAGCAAAACCUAGCAGAGCGCCAUCUAGAGCAUCAGAGUCAAGUGCCGAACCAAUCAACCGUAACUUACAAUCGAGCUCAUCUGCGGUGUGUCUGCCCUCGAGUGACGAGAGUGUACGUUACAGACAUCAUAGAAACCCAAGUGACUCUGGUUUGGAUCGUAGCAAAGAAAGUUUUAAGAAGAAGUUAAGUCGAUGGGAACGCAAGUUAACGUCACGCAAAAUAUCCUGGCAUGGAGAUUAUAGACGAAGCAAAUCUGUGGAAAGAGUAAAUGAAACAAGUUACAACGAUACACCUCCCCGAUCUUACAGAUUACGAAGUGCAUCAACUACUUUAUUUCAUCAAUCGAUGCCUUGUGUCAACUUACCAGAUGUUGGUGAUGAAGACCAAAACCAAUUGAAAGAAGAUACAGAACCUCUUAAUUCAACUGAAUGGUCAGCAUUACAAGAAGCUUUCCCAACCAACUCAACUCCUGUUAUUAAAACAUCCGCACAUACUGAUCCACUCAGAAGAUUCAUCAGCGCAAGUCAGUCACGGUUGGCUGCUCCGCUUCGGAAGAAGAAUGGGAAGAGACGAAGUUGGUCGUUCGCAAAGAGAGCAACAUCUCAUUAUUAUCUUCCUUCUUCAGGUGACUUUCUGGCAGAAUCGAACGUGGGAGCAGGUUCCCUUGCCAACCAAUUAACUUUGGAACUUGACCAAGAAGAUGUUCAAGCUGUCACUCAAGGUUUAGACAGAGUAAAUGAUGAAGAAAUAAAAUACUUGAACAAAAACACCAAAGAACUUCGUGACAAGUUGAGUGUGAUCGAAAAAGAGUGGCCAACGAAUGCUGGUAAUGGAAAAGCAACACAGAGGCCUGCAUCUUCCAUGGCUCGUUUAAAUGAAGGUCGAAGUGCCCUUUCUUCCCGCCGAUCAAGACCCGUCGCUAUCCUGCGCCUGUCUUCGUGUGAGGCGCUUAAUACUGGUCCGCAAAUGUCGCCCCUGCUAGAAGAAGCUGAAUCAAUAGCAUCUUUCCGUAGCUUGCCGAAUUUUGAUGACAUUGAUUACACCCCUAACGACCCGCAGCGACGGCACACUGUUACCAUUAUAGACGUCAGCCCAAAACUGUCACCUGACGACACUCAGAUGUCCCGCAGUGCUCCAGCCAUUGUAGACGGCUCCGAGCGAACGAUUAAACCUGUAGUUAGCUUCAUAUCUCAACGAACGGCCUCAAAAGUCGACGUCACAUCUACCUCUCCCGUUGAGAAAAGUGUCACGAAAUGGGUUUCCACAUCCAUGUUACACUAUCACGCCAAACCCUUGCUAUCUUCAGACACGGAAAGCCUUCCUGAGCGCAGUCCAAGCAGAAUAUACGAAAAAAGGAGCAAAUUCAGCAAAGGCGGUGUCUUUCGACAUCUGCACAAACUCUCACCGAAGUUUAAGCGACGUGAGAACCAACGAACGGGCAGUGAAACCUCGAAUGCUGAAGACUCUGACGGCGAGCAUACUAGUGGUAGCACAAAGUCAAUAUCCACAAAGCGAAAAUUCAAAAUCCUUCGCUCUUUCCGCCGUUCAAAGUCUAAUACAAAGAAAAAGGAACCACAAGAUCUUGAAGCCGACUCGUCUCCUCUUCCGCCUGUACAAGUACGGAAGCAACAUUUCGAACAAAUUGUUGAAAACAACCGUCGGUACAGUGCCGAAAGCCGAAGCCGAAAGGAUUCGAACAGCCCGACUGCCUUCCGCAAAGGCAUUGUUAGUCGUCUGAGUAAGCGCUUCAGUUCUCGUGCUUCUUUCGAGGAAAAACAAAAAGAAGAAAAAACAGAAAAGAACAGCAAAGGUGUAUUCGCCAAAACAAAAACUUUUUUCGAACCUAAGCCAACACACGAACGAUCUGCUUCCUUUAAUAAACUUGAAACUAACAAUAACAACAACAACAACAACAACGCUAUCAGCAGCUCACCAAAUGCCUUUAGCUUCAUCAGAGCUCCGAAAUUCGAUGUUUUCUUUGUCAUAUAGUAACAUUCAUUCCAGUUGUCCACUGUCGACCACCAAAACCGCCACGAAAAAAAGUUCCAUUCCAAAAUACUGAUCACUGAAAAGUUAAAAAUUCAUAUACUUGCUCAACAGUAAACCUUCUUUAUCGCAACUAACCUAAUUUAACGGAAUCCCUAAUCAGGUCAAGGGCGUGGCUUGGUCCUAAAAAGUACUUUACAGUUUCUCUCCUUUAUAGAUAUAGUAGUUGGGGGGAAGAUGGAAAACCUUUUAAUUCUAUUCCCCCAUCCCAUUUGGUAAUAAACGGAGAAAAUGCAAGGAAUUAUGAAACGGUAUCCUCAAGUAUUUUAUAGACCGUUAUUAAUUGUUUAAAGCAGAAUCAAGAUAUUUUGAUAUCAUGAGCCUUAUCUCCCCUCACCAUACUAUAUAAUAACGUCCUGGACAGUCCACUUUAUUCUUUUCUUGCAUUCAUCGCGACCUACAGCUCUUCUUGCCUUUAUAUCCAUAGCGUUUACCUUAUAGAAGCAAAUCCUGCUGCCUUUGUAUGAGAUACAUUCAAUUGCUGUCGAAUUUCUGAUUACACUGAUCUAUUGCAUCUUUACUGAAGCUUGAUUUCUUGCAUAAAUUUAUUCUAAAUCUUGUAUUACAAUAAAGCCAUCAUUUUUGUG
Molecule: messenger RNA, 4547 nt
Organism: Ciona intestinalis (vase tunicate)
Lineage: Eukaryota; Metazoa; Chordata; Ascidiacea; Phlebobranchia; Cionidae
Source: RefSeq, a predicted model, not a curated record